CACUACAAAAACUGCCCACACGGCAUCAAUGCCUCUUCCAUAGCCACUGCUCUCUCUCUCUCUCACACACACACACUCGGCAAGGUGGAGAGGAACGAGAAGGGAGCACGCACGGAGCUAAUGGAGGAGAAAAGCGACGAGCCUUGGUUCGGCCGCCGCAUCCUCGGAGUCGCCGGCGCCGGCGCCGUCGCAGUCGCCUUCUUCCUGCUGUCGGGGAUCGGGGACAGUACAGACCAGGACCAGACGGCAGAUGAUCCGCCGGCCCGACCGAGGAGGACGAUGAAAGCGCCGGACACCGGCGGCAUGGACAUCUCCCGCGACAAGUUCAAUGAGAACCCGAAGCACUACUUCAAGACCAAUCGCCAGAAGGGACCCAAGGCCGCCGUUGACGCUUUCCGGUAACUGACGACGACGGCUAAAAGGAGUACAGCUCCUUCCCGCAUAAUAUACAGGUUUCCAUUCCUUGCAUGCUUGCACGUAUAUAUGUAGUAGUACUAUAUAUGUACUGCAGUCUGCAUGUACGUGUGCAUGCGUAUGUACGUAGCACUAUGUAUCUGCACGUACCUAGCCACGUAUGAAUUGAAUAUGUCGUGAUAUAUCUUCAUGUACUACUGUGUGACUACCCUUUACCAGGCUAGUGUGUAAUAAUAUGUGUGGUAAUAAUUGUCGCAUGCGUCGUAUGGCUGAA
Messenger RNA from Phragmites australis (common reed), 688 nucleotides. RefSeq lists its product as uncharacterized. The coding region runs from base 121 to 402 and encodes 93 amino acids. Lineage: Eukaryota; Viridiplantae; Streptophyta; Magnoliopsida; Poales; Poaceae. The transcript has a single exon. The record is from RefSeq and is a predicted model, not a curated record.